This is a messenger RNA of Macrobrachium nipponense, 1645 nucleotides long. Its product is annotated as ATP-dependent RNA helicase SUV3 homolog, mitochondrial-like. The record is from RefSeq and is a predicted model, not a curated record. NCBI's taxonomy places the organism in Eukaryota, Metazoa, Arthropoda, Malacostraca, Decapoda, Palaemonidae. Gene Ontology annotation, cellular component: mitochondrial degradosome. Bases 1 to 1572 code for a protein of 523 amino acids. The transcript has 11 exons. Gene Ontology annotation, molecular function: hydrolase activity, acting on acid anhydrides; RNA helicase activity. Gene Ontology annotation, biological process: mitochondrial RNA 3'-end processing; RNA catabolic process.
AUGCUUCAAGCAAGCAUAAGUAGAAGCGUUAGUGAUGCUUCAAUAGCAAGCAUAAUACAUAAGUUCAAAGACAGUCAAAUGACAUCCACCAAUCAGUUUACCACUGUAAGAAUUGGGUCUUUUGCUCCUGAUUUUUUAGCCAUGAGCCAGGUGUCUGCUAUCAGCUUCAAGAAUCUUGCUGCCUUACAUAGUUUAUUGGAAAAACGGAAGUAUUGGAAGGGAUUUUUGUAUGGCCCUGUAUAUUUUCAGGUUAGACGUUAUAAGAGGCUGACUCCCCUAAGUAUUGAAAAUUCUGGACUGCAAAACCUAGAUAAUGUUCAUCCUGGUGACUGCAUAGUAUGUUUUAGCAAGAGAGACAUCCAUUAUGUUUCGAGGGAAAUUGAAAGAAGAGGUCAUGAAGUAGCUGUUAUUUAUGGAGGUUUGCCUCCGGGAACCAAAUUGGCUCAAGCUUACAAAUUUAACGACCCAAAUCACUCCUGUAAAGUCUUAGUAGCAACAGAUGCCAUAGGAAUGGGCCUUAAUCUGAGUAUCCGUCGCAUCGUAUUUUAUUCACUCAUCAAACCCACAAUAAAUGAGAAGGGGGAGAAGGAAAUGGAAACCAUUAGCGUAUCAGCAGCUUUGCAAAUAGCCGGACGCGCAGGCCGCUAUGGAACACAGUGGGAACAUGGUUAUGUUACUACUAUGAAGUCUGAAGAUCUACCAACUUUGAGGAGGCUUUUAGGAAAUGUCCCACUGGAUAUUGAACACGCAGGACUUCAUCCAACUGCUGAUCAGAUAGAGCUCUUUGCAUAUCAUCUACCCAGCUACACACUCUCCAAUCUCAUGGAUAUUUUUGUGAGCCUUUGUACAGUGGAUUCAUCCUCAUAUUUUAUGUGUAUUAUGGAUGAUUUCAAGUUUUUAGCCGAUUUAAUUCAGCACAUUCCAUUACAACUGCGGGCUCGUUAUGUGUUUUGCUGUGCUCCAAUCAAUAAAAAGAUGCCUUUUGUGUGUGCAAUGUUCCUUAAGUUUGUUCGUCAGUUUUCUCAAAAUGAACCAGUAAGUUUAGACUGGCUUUGUCACCACAUCAAAUGGCCAUUCUCUCCUCCAAGUACUAUUCUUGAACUAGUCCACUUAGAAGAAGUAUUUGAUGUGUUUGAUUUAUACUUAUGGCUCAGCUAUCGGUUCUCUGAUAUGUUCCCUGAUGCAGACCUUGUCCGAGAUCUUCAACGAGAACUUGAUGAACUGAUAGAAGAUGGUGUUUCCAACAUAACAACUCUGGUACAGAAAUCGGGUACUCGCAUUUCAAACUUGGAUGACAGUGAAGACACAUUCAUCAUGGACCAAAGAAAGAAGAAUUCUAGCAAAGGACAGCUGAAGAUGCCACGAAGCCAAAUACAGAGGGACAGAAAGGAGAAAGGAAGCAUUGGUCGUGGUAGACUCACUGACAGACUAUUGGCACAGGGAUUAUUGUCACCAAAAAUGCUAGCAGAAUUACAAAGAGAAUGGCAGGAGAUGGGUACUGAUGAUGACGACUUGCCUCCUUCACCAUCUAAACCAAAACCAAACAGAAAAAGGAGAGGCACCAAGGAGUAGGAUAUUUUAUAGCUAACGUGAAUCAUCAAUUCAUGUAUAUAAAUGUAUAUAAUAAGUUAAAGUAUGACUGUUA